AUGUCGGCAGGGGAUAUAUCAGCUAUAAAUACCAAAUCUGUCAAAAAAAACAGAAGGAGAAAGAAGAGAAGAACAGCAGACGUUUCAUCAUCAUCAGAAUCAUCAUCAUCGGAUUCAUCAUCAGACAAUGAAAAGGAAGAAGUCAAAAAAGAAUCCAUCAAAGAAGAAGAUAAUGCGAAUCAUAAGAUUGACCAUGAUUUCUCAAAGGAUAAUAACGAAGACAAAGAUGAUGACAUCGAAAUUGAAGUUUCCGAUGUCGAGCUAACAGACGAAGAAAGUAAGGACAUCAAAUCAAACUCAAAAGAAAUAAUAGAUGACCUCACCAAAAUCUCUUUGAGGAAGAUUCCAGAACCUUCAAGAUCUCAGAAGAAAGAUGUCUUCAUGAAUUCAUCGAAGAUUGCCCAAAACAUCAAACUUUCAAGAGAUGAAUACAACGAGUUGGCAGAAAAUUUCACACCGAAAGGGAAUGACAAAAGCAAAAUAAGAGAGGAAUAUUUAAAUUUACUUUUUGAAAACUACGGUGAUGAUAUAAAUCGUCUUAGAUCUGCCCCAGAUUUCACGAAUAAAUCGUUAUCCAUUUUGGCAGAUGCUUUGCAAGAAGGUAUAGGGAUGUUUGACAUCGGCGAACUAGAAUCAGUUUUGAAGAAAAAGGAAAUAGAGAACUAA
This is a messenger RNA of Saccharomyces mikatae IFO 1815, 666 nucleotides long. RefSeq names its product Rsa3p (gene RSA3). Lineage: Eukaryota; Fungi; Ascomycota; Saccharomycetes; Saccharomycetales; Saccharomycetaceae. The transcript has a single exon. The record is from RefSeq and is a predicted model, not a curated record. The coding region runs from base 1 to 666 and encodes 221 amino acids. Gene Ontology annotation, biological process: ribosomal large subunit assembly. Gene Ontology annotation, cellular component: preribosome, large subunit precursor.